Molecule: messenger RNA, 956 nt
Organism: Marmota flaviventris (yellow-bellied marmot)
Lineage: Eukaryota; Metazoa; Chordata; Mammalia; Rodentia; Sciuridae
Gene: Mea1
Product: male-enhanced antigen 1
Biological process (GO): spermatogenesis
Source: RefSeq, a predicted model, not a curated record
ACUGGGUAAUGUAGUCCUUUGUUGUCCGGGCAGGGGAUGGCGGAGGCGGGGCUAGGGGCGGACUCUUCGUCCUCGUUCGCGUCAGUCCAGAGCACGGGGCGGGGCUGGAGGACUGGGAGCCCCGGCACGUCCUGCCCCACCGGAAGUGAAGGUGCGGGUCCGACGGUGGGCUCUGAGAGGCCCCUGCCCGGAUGGCCGCAGUAGUUCUAGGGGGAGACACCAUGGGCCCUGAGCGUAUCUUCCCCAAUCAGACUGAAGAACUGGGGCCACAUCAGGGCCCUACAGAAGGCACUGGGGAUUGGAGCAGUGAGGAGCCUGAAGAAGAGCAGGAGGAAACAGGGGCAGACCCGGCUGGCUACUCCUACCAGCCCCUAAACCAAGAUCCUGAACAAGAGGAGGUGGAGCUCGCACCAGUGGGGGAUGGAGAAGAUGUAGUUGCUGACAUCCAGGAUCGGAUCCAGGCCCUGGGGCUUCAUUUGCCAGACCCACCAUUAGAGAGUGAGGAUGAAGAUGAGGAGGGAGCUACUGCAUUGAGCAGCCACAGUUCUAUUCCCAUGGACCCAGAACAUGUAGAGCUGGUGAAAAGAACAAUGGCUGGAGUAAGCCUUCCUGCACCAGGAGUUCCUGCCUGGGCUCGGGAGAUAUCAGAUGCCCAGUGGGAAGAUGUGGUACAGAAAGCCCUUCAAGCCCGGCAGGCAUCUCCUGCUUGGAAGUGACCAUAGUAAGAACUGCCUCAUCUUUCUACAUUCCAGGCCAGAACUAGCACAGGACUGAAUACAUCCUCUGGUUGUAAUAUCUUACCCAUCACCCUUUCACAUCAAGGCAAAUCAGACUUCUGCUCAGAGACCCACUUUAUUCAGUUCUGUACAUAUGGGGACAUUGGCCCAAGCCCAACCCACCUUAACAUGUAUCAUUCUGUGGAGAAUAAAGCACCCUAUGUACACAGCCAAAAGCCA